UUUUUUUUUGUUCGGAGGUUUAUGGACUUUACGUUGAAACACCAGCAGCAGCAGCAGCAGCGGACCAGCACCGUCCGUGUUUGGUGGACCGUGGAUAAUUGCAUUCCCCCUAACCAUUUGAGGGUUGUUUCCUUGUUGAUCUGUGGAUUAUUAUGGAUUAUUAUGUCUUAAUCCAACCCGCAUCAGACCGGGAUUUUUGGGAAUAACUGCAGAUCUACUGGUGGUGGUGACGGUGAGGAUGAUGACAGAGAAAAGCGAUGGUUUCCCUUCGUUAUGAUUUUGAGUAGAGAGGAGUUCAUUACAUGGAGACUCGCCUGACAUGCCAAGGAAGGAGUUGCCACUACCUGAGGGUUGGGAGGAAGCCAGAGACUUUGAUGGCAAAGUAUAUUACGUUGACCACAUUAACCACUGCACCAGCUGGAUCGACCCCAGAGACAGGCAGACGAAGCCUCUGACGUUUGCUGACUGCAUCGGCGAUGAGCUGCCGAUCGGCUGGGAGGAGGCGUACGACCCGGCCGUCGGAGCGUACUAUGUCGACCACAACACCAAGCGCACCCAGCUGGAGGACCCGCGGGCCCAGUGGCAGCGGGAGCAGGAGUCCAUGCUGCGGGACUACCUGGCCGUGGCCAGCGACGCGCUCAGCGCCCAGAAGGAGAUCUACCAGGUGAAGGAGCAGCGGCUCCGCCUGGCGCAGCAGGAGUACCGGCAGCUCAACGACACGUGGAGGGACAAGUCAACGUCACAGACCAGCUUGAAUUCCAGAUCGUCCUCAUCCAGCAAGUACGACCCAGACAUCCUAAAAGCAGAAAUAGCCACAGCCAAAAGUCGGGUGAACAAGCUGAAGCGGGACCUGGCCUGCAUGAAGCAGGAGCUGCAGUACAAGGAACAAGGCUACGAGACCCUCAAAGAGAUUGACCAGAAGGUGUCCAACAGCCCGUAUGGCUACAAGCUGCAGGAGGCACAGGCUAUCCUCAGCGAGGUCCGCUCCAUCCGAGACGCCAUCAGCUCUGGGGAGAAGGAGAAACAGGAACUCAUGCAGAAACUGGCGGUGUUGAAGGACAGUUUCCAGCUGGACUCGGGCUCCCAGCAGGAGCUGUGGGGCAGCAGUCCCUCGCUCGCCAACUCGGAGCUGUCCAUUCCUCGCCUCUAUUCGGACGCCGGCUCCCAGACCGACAUCCCUGCCGAGUUCAUGACCAGCACCAACAAACUGGCAGAGAAGGUUCGUCUGAGUCUCAAGUACGAGGAAGCCAAGAGAAGGAUCGCCACCAUCGAGGUGCAGAUCGCCAAACUGGACAGCGAGGCAUGGCCGGGGCUGCUGGACCCGGAGCGGGACCGCCUCAUCCUCAUCAACGAGAAGGAGGAGCUGCUGAAGGAGCUGCAGUACGUCGGCCCUCGUCAGCGCCUGCAGCCCAACGACGCCGAGAAGCUGGAGUCGGAGAAGAAGCGUCUGGAGAGAGACCUGCAGGCCGCCAGGGACAACCAGAGCAAGGCUCUGACUGAGAGGCUGCGACUUCACUGCAAGAGGAACAAGCUGGUGAGAGAGCUGGAGGAGAUGGUUCGACUGGCCACAUCACUACACACUCAACUCAAGAGCCUUUCGGCCAGCACUCUGUCCUGUUCGUCCGGCAGCAGCCGAGGCUCCCUGACGUCGAGCCGCGGCUCUCUGGCCACCACCUCCAGCCUGGGCUCCACCUCCUCCCUCAGCUUCACCGACCUCUACCUGGAGCAGCCCGAGCUGGCCGACCCGGACUUCCAGAACAAGCUGGACAGCCUCCUGGAGGGCGGCCAGGGAGGCUACCGCCCCUCCAGCUCCAUCACCACCAUACACGAACACGAAGUAGUGACGGCCUCCGCAGGCAGGGAUGCAGGGAGGCCCGCGGCGGGCAAAGCGGGCGGGGUCGGGUGUUCGGCCGGAGGAGGCUCGGGGGAAGGCGUCGGAGCCGAGUCGGGGUCCUCCAGGGUACCCACGCUCCGGCCGCCAGAAACCCCUCGCUCCAUGAGCUCGCUGUCUCCGCGCUCGUCUCUUUCCUCGCUGUCUCCGCCGUGCUCGCCGCUGGUCACAGACUCUAGUUUCCUGUCGGGGGAGACGUUCGCGGGCCAGGCGGGGCCCGGCGGGCUAGGCCUGGACCUGGAGCUCCACAGCCGGCUAGCGGAGCUCGAGCUCAGCCUGGACUGUCAGGAGCAGCGGCAGGAGGAACAGCGGGGUCCGGCGGGGCCGGGGGAGAAGCAGAACCACAACGCCACGCUGGGCGAGGAGGUCAAAGACUCGGCGCCCCAGCUGCGUGGGACGGGGGCGGGGCCAAAGAAGAUGGGCGUGACCUCAGCGGUGUCUGACGAGUCGGUGGCGGGCGAUAGCGGUGUGUACGAGCCUUCAGAGCGCAGGCCGGGCCUCCCUGCAGACCUCCCGCUCGCCUCCUAUGAGGAGCGGUUGGCGCCGGGCUGCUCUCAGGUGCAGCUCGGCUUCCGCUACGAGUCCAGAGACCAACGCUUCACCAUCUACGUCAUGCAGCUAUCCAACUGCAGCGCCCUCUGUCUGCCGGCUGACCAGAAAAUGUAUGUGCGUUCGGCGGUGCUGCCCUGUGCCGAAGCCACGCGCUGCCUCUUCCGAACGCGCGGCUCUCUGCCUCAGGACGUCGUGGACGUCAACGAGGUGUUCAGCAUGCAGAUAUCCCACAGCGCAUUGCGACAGAAGACGCUGAGGGUCGACAUCUGCAACACCAGCAAGUCGGGCCAUGAGAAGUGUCUGGCGGGAGCCCAGAUCAGCCUGGCUGAUGUCAGCUGUUCGGAGGAGAGAUGCACCAAGUGGUACAACCUGCUGAGUCGCGCCUACAUGCCCGAGAUCAACAACAAGGAGAAAGAGAGCAGAGCAGCCGGCGGCUCCGACAGGAAUCAUGUUUCCGGCAGUGGCGGAGUUGAAGUUUCUGCGAACGACGAGUGGCGUGACGACCCUCUGGACGUGUUCGACGACGACGAUGAAGAAGGAAAUGGCGAGGAGGGGGUGGGGCCUCUGGAGGAAGAGGACGCGUUUUAUCCUGACAGCAGGCAAUGGGAAGCAGAAGAGGAAGAGGAGGAGGAGGAAGAAGAGGAAGAGAAGAUGGUGAAACCCCCGACGACGACAGCAGCAGCAGCAGCCAUCACAGAAAAGGUGAACAAGGAGACGAGCAUGGACAACUUGUUGCCGUCCUACCACUGCUCCGUGGUCCGACCCAAGGAGCGCCACCGGGACGUCCACCAGCAGAACCCCUUCAUGAGGGGGAACACCAUCAUCCGCUCCAAGACCUUCUCCCCGGGCCCUCAGAGCCAGUACAUCUGCAGGAUCAACCGCAGUGACAGCGACAGCUCCACCCUCUCCAAGAAGUCUCCAUUUGUAAGGAACGCCUCCGAGAGACGCAGCAUGCGCAUGAAGAAGCCUCCGGUGCAGGUCAAAGGUCUGGACGGCCUGCUGCGGACGUCCCUGGACCUGGAGAUGGACCUGCAGGUGUCCCGGACGCGGCAGUCCCGGCUGGCGCAGGAGCUGCGCGUUCUGCGGGAGCUGAAGACGCAGCUAGAGAACGCCAGGCAGCAGGGCCAGAGAGAGCUGCCGGCCUGGGUCCAAGAAGACGAACGCUUCCGCCUUCUCCUCAAGCAGGCCGAGAUACAGACUCGCGAGGAGCAGCUGCAGGAGAAGCGGGUGGAGAAGAUGAUGAGGGCAGCAGCCAAGGGCGUCCACAAGAUCAGGGGCCAGAGCUGCAAAGAGGUCCCCAAGGUCCAGACCUUCAGAGAGAAGAUGGCGUUCUUCACACGGGCAAAGAGCAGCAUCCCCGACCUGCCGGCUGACGACGUGUAGACGAGCAUUUCAGAAGUAUCCCCCCCCUCCUCCUCCUCUCCCUCCGAGUCUUAACCUGCUGUUCCCAUACAAAAGCAACCGUUGGGCGGUGUUAUGAAGAAUUUAAAAAAGAAAGAACACUAUAAUAUGUUUUAGUAAAUAAAACGCUCAAAACCGUGAAAAAAAAACACAUUUUUAAAGAGCUCAGCAUUUCUAAUGUGGAUAGUCUUUGUUUGUUAAUUAGCGAUAGCACUGAUAGUUUUUUUUUUUUAUUCUAGAUUAUUCUACUCUCUCUCUUCCACUCUGUUUCUCGUGUUGUGUUUCUGUUACUAACCGGCUGUUUUAUAGGCUUUUUUUUUUUUUCAUUCCAGCACAAAGUCACACAGCUGCACAUGUGCAUACAAAGACUUUUGUACUAAAAUGAAACAUUUGGACAAAAAUUAAAAAAAAAAAUAUAUAUAUGUGUAUAUUGAUAGCACAAAACAAUAUCAAACAAUGGUACUAAAGCAAAAUAAGCAACUUAAGCUGACGAUAAAAGAAACAUAAAUAUCCAAACCGAAGCGAUAUUAUAGAUGUUUGUUUUUUAGAGCAUUUUGUACGCAGACAAACAUGAGCACACCUGAAGCUUGUCUGAUGUGUACAGUAUUGACGGCACAGAUGGUUGUACGUACAUAAGCAUCAUCAGCGCGCCUUCUGUUUUUUUUUUUUUCGCUAAACGGGAAAAAAAACGAGAGGAAAAACUGGAACGCUUAACAAACCCGACUCUCGAUUUAGGUCGAACCGUACAAAAAAAGUCGUUAAGAUUGUCUCUCACCAGUUACGCACACACACACACACACACUCGGCAAAGUGUAGAAACAGCACUAACUUUCACUAACACUCAGGUAGUUUAUCGGAUAGUCUGCACUUUAAAAAACUUGAGGUAAAAGUGAAAAAAAGAAACUAUGUUGAGGGUUUUUGGGAGGAAUAAAUCCAUAAACCUUUUGCCUUGAAUACGCUGGAAUGAUUGUUGAUUGUUGAAGCACACAAAGAUUGUUGAAACACACACACACACACACACAACAGGAAGUAAGAUUAAAUGUAUUUUGUUGAUGACUGAUGUGAACUAAAAGGAGUUUUUAACUUCA
Messenger RNA from Perca flavescens (yellow perch), 4932 nucleotides. It is a transcript of the gene wwc1, whose product is annotated as WW and C2 domain containing 1. The record is from RefSeq and is a predicted model, not a curated record. Gene Ontology annotation, cellular component: cytoplasm. Lineage: Eukaryota; Metazoa; Chordata; Actinopteri; Perciformes; Percidae. Gene Ontology annotation, molecular function: kinase binding; molecular adaptor activity. The transcript is spliced from 23 exons. The coding region runs from base 320 to 3826 and encodes 1168 amino acids. Gene Ontology annotation, biological process: regulation of hippo signaling; cell migration; regulation of DNA-templated transcription.